Bombyx mandarina (wild silkworm) is the source of this 1672-nucleotide messenger RNA. RefSeq names its product ubiquitin-conjugating enzyme E2 Q2. The record is from RefSeq and is a predicted model, not a curated record. NCBI's taxonomy places the organism in Eukaryota, Metazoa, Arthropoda, Insecta, Lepidoptera, Bombycidae.
AUUUUCGACAAUGUGUUCCGCCAUUUUGCUUGAUAGAGGAGUGAACGUAAAAUAAAUUCCAUGUAUUUUAACGUGGAUAGAGACUAUUUAUAAUAAAAAUUAGUGUUCACACACACUAAUGGCUUGCUUAAAUACCCUUAAGUUAGAAAUUAAAACAUUAGAACAAGUGUUUCCAAAAAACCAUGAACGUUUUCAGAUAAUGUCAGCUAGUGUCGACGAACUGACCUGCAGGUUCGUUGGCAAAAAUGGAAAGAAAUAUGAAAUACACGCAAACAUAACUGAAACAUACCCCACCACACCACCAGUCUGGUUUGCAGAAAGUGAGGAUCCAAUUGUGACAAAUGCUGUUCAGAUACUCACUAACACUCAAGGACGAGACAAUCAUGUAAUAAACCAGGUUGGGAUAUUGCUGCGAGAGCUAUGCAAACUACAUGGAGUACCAGAACCCCCAGACUUAGAUUCAUUAUCCUUGCCAGUACAUCCAGCGCCCCCUCAACACAGAGUACCAAGUGUCACAUCAAAUGGUGCUGAAUCUGGUACAGAGGAAGAUGAGGAAAUGGCAGCUGAGGAAGAUGACUCUGAAGGAGAAGAUGACUUGCCACUUGAGAUGGUUGAAGAUGCUGGCCGUAGCAACAAGGAUGACAUGGAAACUGAACAUUUAGCGACACUAGAGCGACUGAGACAGAACCAAAGGCAGGACUAUCUAUCCGGCAGUGUGUCUGGCAGUCUCCAAGCCACGGACAGACUCAUGAAGGAGCUCCGGGACAUAUACCGUUCACACUCUUUCAAGAAUAAUAUGUAUUCCAUUGAAUUAGUAAACGACUCACUAUAUGAAUGGAACAUCAGACUGCGCUCUGUGGAUCCUGACAGUCCACUACACAACGACCUCCUCCUGCUGAAAGAAAAGGAGGGAAAAGACUCUAUUCUUCUCAACAUUAUAUUCAAGGAAACUUAUCCAUUCGAGCCGCCUUUUGUGCGUGUUGUUUAUCCUAUAAUCUCAGGAGGCUAUGUAUUAGUCGGAGGUGCGAUAUGUAUGGAGCUAUUAACGAAGCAAGGCUGGUCAUCCGCGUACACUGUGGAAGCGGUGAUCAUGCAGAUAGCCGCCACCCUGGUGAAGGGCAAGGCUCGGAUCCAGUUCAGUGCCACCAAAGUUGUUUCACAGACUCAGUACAGUCUGGCCCGUGCACAGCAGAGCUUCAAAUGUCUUGUUCAGAUACAUGAGAAAAAUGGCUGGUUCACACCUCCGAAAGAGGAUGGGUAAUUGGAACUGCGGAGCGCUGUGUAACGAUUUGUUACGCCCAACGUAACUACCAUGUUAAUAUGAGUGAUAGCUGACUGCGCGUCAACAUUUCCAUAACGUUUGUCUGUCUGUAUGCGCGACUCGUUUUUAUGUAUGUGCUGAAUAUGAAUGGACGUUUUGCGAGUAUUGUACGUGUAUUAUUGUAAGUGGUAAUGUUCUGAAUCAAGUGCGGGGCGUUAACGAAAGACUAUACAAGACUUAUAGGAAGAAAAAUUAAAGUUUACUGUGUAACGUUUUUUGUAAUCAUUAAUUUCUCAUUGAACGUUAACCGUAUGGUAGCCCUAGAAGUUACUGGAGUGUAAAGUUGAUAAGAUCUUUGCAUUUCUUUAGUUAUUAUUGAAAUAAAUGAAAAAAAACCUGUGAUUCUUUAUA